CCACCUCAACUUUUUUUCUCCUCCCUCAGGUUGAAUUCUCGCUCACCGUCGCAACAGAAACAAAGAGAGGAAACACGUACGAGCCACCAUUAAAAAAACUAAAAGAAACGGCCAUGAAGUUGUCUAUGAUUCGUAGUGCUUGCGGCAGCCUUCGGAUCCCUCCAGCCCGUCCGGGAAGCAGGGUCAGCGGCUUGUCGCGGAGAUGCCCAUCGGUUGGUCCCGCCAACGGUCGGUUGAUCAUCCGUACAGCAAGCGCUACUACCAGUGGCGGAACCAACCCGAAAUUAGCCGUUAACUUUGGGAAACAGUCGAAAAAAGAUGAUGGUCUUGAAUGCGACACCUCUUUAAGGGAAGUUGUUCAGAGCACCAAGGAGGCAAUGGUGGCCCUGCAGAGAAGAAACCCAGCAAUCCAGCCUUUGUUAGCCAUUAUACAGGCAGGUGAAGAUGACAGCUUGUUGGAGAUCAAUAAGAAAAUGGCAGGAAGGAUUGGCUUAAACAUCACUCAGAUUUGUUUGGCGAAGGAGUGCAGUGAAGAUGAAAUUGUAGAGGAGGUGUUGAAGCUGAAUGAAGACCCCAGGGUGCACGGAGUCUACCUCCACCUCCCUGCUGCUUCUCUCACCAGUCGAGUAUUGAACACUCUCAAACCUGAGAAGGAUGUAGAUGGGAUAUCCGAUUUGAAUAUUGGCCGUCUGGUACGAGGAGACCUGAGCAGAGGCUUUGUGCCACCCUCAGCCAGCGCUGUCCUGGAUCUGCUGGAGAAACAUGAUGCUUCUUUGGAAGGGAAAACUGUGUUGCUGGUUGGAGGAGAGGGACCCCUUGGUGUGGCCCUGCAGUGCCUGAUUGAAAGAAGUGGAAUGGUUGCUCUCAAGAGUCAUUGGACCUCCAGCAGCCUACAGACACAGGUGAUGCAGGCUGAUGCCGUGGUCCUGUUAGGGGCAGGGAACACAGAUGUCCCACCCACCUGGGUUAGACCAGGAGCUGCUGUCAUCCGCUGUGAGCCCACCCUCGAGACAGAUGAAUGUGUCGAGAUGUCCUCAAAGUCUGGGUUAGGAUACCUCACAGCAGCCUACAGAACACAGAAUGUGGUGCGUAGCUGCAGUCGGUGGCUCCAAGAGCAGCAAUACCAACCCUGGCAUCUGCGCAGCCUCAAACUGCAGCCCCUGACCCCUGUGCCAAGUGACAUAGAGAUUUCCAGAGCUCAGACUCCCAAACCAGUGGACCAGCUGGCUGAGGAGAUUGGUUUGCUGCCAGAAGAGCUUGAAGCCUAUGGCAGGAGCAAAGCUAAGGUCCGACUCUCCCUGUUAGACCGCCUCCACACACAGCCUGAUGGGAAAUAUGUACUGGUUGCUGGCAUAACUCCCACCCCACUGGGCGAAGGUAAAAGCACGGUGACCAUCGGCCUAGUCCAGGCCCUGUCCGCCCACCUUAAGCUUAACUCCUUCGCCUGUCUGCGACAGCCUUCCCAGGGACCCACCUUUGGGGUUAAAGGGGGAGCUGCAGGAGGGGGAUAUGCACAGGUCAUCCCUAUGGAGGAGUUCAACCUCCAUCUGACUGGUGACAUUCAUGCCAUCACGGCAGCCAAUAACCUGGUGGCAGCAGCUAUCGAUGCCAGGAUGCUCCAUGAGGCGACUCAAUCCGACAAGGCCCUGUUCAAUAGACUGGUCCCUUCAGUGAAUGGAGUCAGAAGAUUUUCCCCCAUCCAAAUCUCCAGGCUACAUCGUCUAGGGAUCAAUAAAACAGACCCAGCAGCCCUCACAGCCCAGGAAGUCAGCACCUUUGUCCGUCUUGACCUUGACCCUUCCAAGAUUACCUGGCAGAGAGUUCUCGACACAAAUGACCGUUUCUUGAGGAAGAUCACAGUUGGACAGGCAAGCACCGAAAAAGGACAGAUUAGAGAGACUGGGUUCGACAUCACAGUGGCCAGCGAGAUCAUGGCCAUCCUGGCUCUGGCAGACAGCCUGGAGGACAUGAAAAACAGACUGGCGCGCAUGGUGGUGGGGACCAGCCGCUCUGGACAGCCUGUCACCGCAGAGGACCUGGGUGUGAGUGGAGCGCUGGCGGUGUUAAUGAAAGAUGCCAUCAAGCCCACGUUGAUGCAGACCCUCGAGGGUACGCCAGUGUUUGUCCAUGCUGGGCCCUUUGCCAACAUCGCCCAUGGCAACUCCUCGGUGCUGGCAGACAAGCUGGCUUUGAAGUUGGUUGGACGGGAUGGCUUUGUGGUGACAGAAGCUGGUUUUGGAGCAGACAUCGGGAUGGAGAAGUUCUUCAACAUUAAAUGUCGGGCUUCAGGGCUGCAACCAAAUGUGGUGGUGCUGGUUGCGACUGUCCGAGCGUUAAAGAUGCAUGGGGGUGGCCCAAAUGUGUCAGCAGGUGCACCUCUUCCCAGAGAGUACAUUGAUGAGAAUCUGAGCCUAGUUGCAGGUGGUUGUCGUAGCAAUCUGAGGAAGCAGAUCCAAAUAGCACACCUGUUUGGGGUUCCGGUUGUGGUGGCGCUCAAUGUCUUCAAGACAGACACCCAGGCAGAGAUUGACCUUGUGUGUAAGCUAGCAAAAGAGUGUGGAGCAUCUGACGCUGUGCCAUGUCACCACUGGGCGCAAGGGGGGCGAGGUUCCCUAGAGCUGGCCCAGGCUGUGAAUGAGGCUGCCAGCAGACCCAGCAACUUCCAGUUCCUGUACAACGUAGAGAUGCCGAUUGUGGAGAAGAUCAGAACAAUCGCCCAGAAAGUGUAUGGAGCUGAUAACAUUGAGCUUUCUCCAGAGGCCAAGGCCAAGAUAGAUUACUACAAUCAACAGGGUUUCAGUUCAUUGCCCAUCUGCAUGGCCAAGACUCAUCUGUCCCUGUCGCACAUGCCUGACAAGAAGGGCGCACCCACUGGGUUCGUUUUGCCAAUCAGAGAUGUUCGUGCUAGCAUCGGGGCUGGCUUCAUCUACCCACUAGUGGGAACGAUGAGCACCAUGCCUGGCCUGCCAACCCGACCCUGUUUCUACGACAUUGACCUUGACCCGGUCACAGAGGAGAUCACUGGGCUCUUCUGAGCAUGCUCCAAUUGAAAGACAUCAAAAAGGAUCCCUUAGCUCCACGCGUCCACCAUCAGACCCAUCCAUCUCCUCCACAGGAAAUGCUUUCUUUCUCCGCACAGCAGCCUAAACUCUCCCCACAUCACAGUAACAUGUUCACAGAGAAUUAGCUUUAUGCUGUAUUUGCACAUCUGUGUGAUUUGCCAAAGAUGACAUCUUACAUCCAUAUCAUGUAUACCGAAUCUGCUGUAUCUGUGUGUUUUUGUGUAUGGAAGAGUCAAUCUUCAGCCAUCUUUAAUUUUACUUUAAUGUUGUUUUCAUAGAAUUCUAAUUCCCUUUAUUUCUGUGUGCGUGUGGGAAAAAAAGUAAAUCAAAUGUCUUAUAAUGGGGCUAAGUUUUUUUUAUACAUGUCUUAAGCUUUUAAACUGAAAUGGGUGCAGCUUGUGUAUUUAUUAACUAAAUUGCUGUUGUACGCACAAAAACACAUUGUGGUGUUUAUGUAACCUCCGGUCUCCUGACCUGGUGGAUGCUGCUGAAUGUCAAGCCGCCGUACUGCCUGAGUGAAAAUCACUACAAGUUACAUAAGAUAGAAUCAUCAGCUCAAAGCCGUUUCUGAGACGGUGUUCAAGUAUUACACUAGUAUAACAUGAGAAAGGUUAAAAUGAAUUGUGGUUUUACCACAGGUGUUGAGCCCUCCAGAUCCUGAUGCAUGUUAUUGUCAGUUUAGUUACUUUAAAGGUCUAAACAAUAGCUCAUUGAAUAAAUGGCAUUUGCUGAAGGGUACUGCUUUUUUUCAUUAACGUUUACAAUUAUUUUAGGAUGUUAUAGAGGUGGUCUUAAUUUCAGGCGAGGUGUCCCACCUCCACUAUAGAACCACAUAUCUCUGUGCUUUUAUCUGCUUACAAUGUCAGCUGGUGUGUCUUAAUUACUGUGAAAUCCCAGGUGUAACUCAAGCUAUUGUUAACUGAUAACUGUACAAAGUCUCCACGUUAUACAACCAGUGUGGAAGUAACACAAAUUUGCUCUGAAAAAAAAAAGUGUCGUUCUCAUUGACAACAGCCUUUUUGAAUAAACCUUUUAUUUACUCCAAAACUGUGUGUUUGUGUUUUCACACCCA
Chelmon rostratus (copperband butterflyfish) is the source of this 4134-nucleotide messenger RNA. RefSeq names its product methylenetetrahydrofolate dehydrogenase (NADP+ dependent) 1 like (gene mthfd1l). The coding region runs from base 114 to 3035 and encodes 973 amino acids. Gene Ontology annotation, molecular function: ATP binding; formate-tetrahydrofolate ligase activity; methenyltetrahydrofolate cyclohydrolase activity. Gene Ontology annotation, cellular component: cytosol. Lineage: Eukaryota; Metazoa; Chordata; Actinopteri; Chaetodontiformes; Chaetodontidae. The transcript is spliced from 28 exons. Gene Ontology annotation, biological process: tetrahydrofolate interconversion. The record is from RefSeq and is a predicted model, not a curated record.